UCAAAAACGCGUCGCGGAAUCAAAUGGGGGGUUACAUUCUUUUACGUAGGUAUACGAGUACGAGUCGAGUACUGUACUGGUACAGUUAUUACUGGUGGUACAAGUGAGUACAUACUACAAACGAAAGUAACAGCACGACUACCGACAGCGUUCAUUUUUUGUCAGUCUUCGACGCACUUGACGUGUGAAAACUUCAGCUUCUGCAUGCGUAGCGACCCUUUGCGACAUGGCUUUCAGUCCUUCUCUUACUCCUUCUCGACCAGCACCGGUGCCGCCUAGACGAGCUGCAGUCACAGCACCUUCUAUACUUAGAGUUACCGACGGAGCAGCAGCCCCGCAAUCCAAUUUCUCCUCGACCUCCUACUCUCCGUCAUUUUCGUAUACCAAUUCAUCGAUACAGUCGACAAAGCUUGUGGAUACGACGCGCAGCAGGACGAUUCGAUCUGGUGCAGCUAGCAUAAAGGAAGAAGGGCUGAGAGCAUUCAUGUGGAGUAAGAGGUGGCUAGUCCUAGGGUCUGCUGAACUUCGUAUCUACAAAAAUGAGAAUUCUCCUUCACCCGUUUACACCGUGUCUCUGGAGGACAUACAAGAUGUCCAACGAGUAGAUAUGAAGCCCUACUGUGUGGAAAUUGAAACUGGCGACAAAUUGCUUUACUUCGCUUUUCGCUCAGAUAAUGAGGUUUAUGGGUGGAUGGACGACAUUUACAGCAGAUCUCCGCGUUUGGGCGUAUCCCAACCUACGAACUUCGUUCAUCAGGUUCAUGUUGGUUUCGACCCUAAGUCAGGGGGAUUCACUGGUCUACCGCCUCAGUGGUCAAAACUUCUCACUUCAUCUGCUAUCACCAAAGAGGAAGCUGCCCGCAAUCCAGAAGCUGUACUAGAUGUUCUUCAAUUUUACACCCAACAGCAAGCUGGCAAUGUUCUCGAAGGAUACCAACAGUUUCCUGUGCCAACUGUUUCAAAUCAGUCGUUGACAACUGGUACUGCCGCUACGCGUUUCAAAGGCGUAGGUUUGGGUGGACAACAGCAACAGCAGCAACAGCUUCAAUCAGUGCCAUUCACGGCACCGGAGUCGUUAGAAGCGACCACUGUCGUGCCUGUUCGGCCAUCGUUUGAUACUGAAGAAAAUACCUUGGCCCAGAAAGAGAAAGAAAAAAUACUUAAUUCACAGCACCAGCCUAUGGAGUCCGUCUCACGGCCUGCAAUGGCUAAAUCUGAUAAGGAGAAGGUUACGUGGAGUCCUGGCCCGACUAUGGAGAAAAGAAUCAGUACCAUGAACGAAGUACAAAUUAUGGAAAAGCUGCGAUCCGUUGUAAGUGCCAAGGACCCAUCUCAGCUGUAUUCGAAAAUAAGGAAGAUUGGCCAAGGGGCAUCAGGAAUGGUUUUCGUUGCCAAAACGCUGCUGAAUGGCAAGAAGGUUGCUAUUAAACAGAUGGAUUUAUCUCAGCAGCCACGCAAAGAGCUGAUCGUAAAUGAGAUCAUUGUUAUGCGGGAAUCCCAACAUCCAAACGUUGUUAACUUUCUUGAUGCGUUCCUCGUACGAGGUUCAGAGCUUUGGGUUGUCAUGGAGUAUAUGGAAGGAGGGGCACUCACAGACGUCAUCGAGAAUAAUAAAUUGGAAGAAAAUCAGAUUGCAGCGAUAUGCCUUGAAACCUGUCGCGGUUUACAACACUUACACUCUAGGUCCAUCAUUCAUCGUGACAUCAAGUCUGACAACCUUUUGAUGAAUACCCAAGGUGAAGUCAAGAUAACCGAUUUCGGCUUCUGCGCCAAACUUACGGACCAGAAGUCUAAGCGUGCUACUAUGGUCGGAACGCCGUACUGGAUGGCCCCUGAAGUUGUCAAGCAAAAGGAGUAUGGUGCCAAGGUAGACAUUUGGUCUUUGGGGAUCAUGGCUAUAGAAAUGAUCGAAAACGAGCCUCCUUACCUCGAUGAAGAGCCCCUUAAAGCUCUUUACCUGAUAGCCACAAAUGGCACUCCUACCUUGAAGUCACCCGAGAAACUUAGCCAGGAUCUCAAACACUUCUUGAGCGUAUGCCUUUGUGUAGAUGUCGCGUUCCGGGCAACAUCUACUGAGCUUUUAAAGCACGAGUUCUUGCAGUUAGCAUGCUCUGUUCGAGAUCUUGCCCCUUUACUGCGGUUCAAGCAAGGCACUCUGUAGAUAUGUAGUUGUCCUAGUCGCCGGUCAUUCAGCUGUGUAUAUGUUAAUGAUGCUUGGCUUUUCUCGACUGCGUAUAGGUGUUUUGUGAUAAUCGUGCCUGCUAUCUUUCAAAGUCUAUCUAGUGCCAUCUGUUUCAUCGCUCGCUCUCGAGAAUCCCCAAAUCUUGUCACUGUUUCUUUCACCCUCUGUAACAACGGCUUUGCUUAUCUACAUACACAAUGUCAGCCUAUCGCUUUGAUAUGAUCGUUGAUGGGGUUCUCUUCAUGUUAAAUUCGAUUCAUGGCAGGCAUGAAAUUUAGA
Cryptococcus deneoformans JEC21 is the source of this 2461-nucleotide messenger RNA. RefSeq names its product STE20. Bases 227 to 2161 code for a protein of 644 amino acids. Gene Ontology annotation, biological process: intracellular signal transduction; protein phosphorylation; regulation of MAPK cascade. Gene Ontology annotation, molecular function: ATP binding; protein serine/threonine kinase activity. The transcript is spliced from 10 exons. NCBI's taxonomy places the organism in Eukaryota, Fungi, Basidiomycota, Tremellomycetes, Tremellales, Cryptococcaceae. Gene Ontology annotation, cellular component: cytoplasm. The record is from RefSeq and is a predicted model, not a curated record.